Molecule: messenger RNA, 1107 nt
Organism: Arabis nemorensis
Lineage: Eukaryota; Viridiplantae; Streptophyta; Magnoliopsida; Brassicales; Brassicaceae
Source: the annotation of a GenBank genome assembly
AUGAUCUCUUCGAUUAAACCGGCUUCAUCUUCCUUCUCCUCCGCCGUAUCCACCGGCGUAAGACGGUCAAUUCCGAAAAAGCUCUGUUUUUCUCCACUACCCAUCAUCAAAAACUGCCAUAACCAAAGCUUCAAGACCUCCAAUGUCUCUCAUCAAAAGCCGCUUCACAUUUCAACUAUCCACAACUUUUCGAACCGUGAGGUUAGAGUUGAAGCUUACGAGGCUGAUCGUUCGCGUCCGCUCGAUAUCAACAUCGAGCUUCCUGAUGAACAAUCGGCUCAGAAGCUGAAAAUAGGAAUCUAUUUCGCGACUUGGUGGGCACUUAACGUUGUCUUCAACAUCUACAACAAGAAAGUUCUCAAUGCUUUUCCUUACCCGUGGCUUACUUCGACGUUGUCUCUUGCUUGUGGUUCUUUGAUGAUGCUUGUCUCUUGGGCUACUAGAGUCGCUGAAGCUCCUAAAACUGAUCUCGAGUUCUGGAAAACUCUGUUCCCAGUUGCAGUAGCACACACAAUCGGACACGUAGCAGCAACAGUGAGUAUGUCAAAAGUAGCAGUCUCCUUCACACACAUCAUCAAAAGUGGUGAACCAGCUUUCAGUGUCUUGGUCUCAAGAUUCUUCUUGGGAGAGACUUUCCCUCUUCCUGUCUAUCUCUCUCUCCUACCAAUCAUUGGAGGUUGCGCUCUCGCGGCAGUUACCGAGCUUAACUUCAACAUCAUCGGAAUGAAAGGGAAUUCAGUGAGCGGAAUGAAUUACUACGCUUGCUUAUCGAUGAUGUCUCUUUUGUUCCUCACUCCAUUCGCUAUCGCUGUUGAAGGUCCUAAAAUGUGGGCGGCUGGUUGGGAAAACGCUGUUUCUCAAAUCGGACCAAACUUUGUGUGGUGGGUAGUGGCACAAAGUGUGUUCUACCAUUUGUAUAAUCAGGUCUCAUACAUGUCAUUAGACCAGAUUUCGCCAUUGACUUUCAGUAUCGGUAAUACGAUGAAGCGAAUUUCCGUCAUUGUGGCUUCGAUUAUCAUCUUUCAUACCCCGAUUCGACCUGUUAAUGCACUCGGUGCCGCUAUUGCCAUUCUUGGAACUUUCCUUUACUCACAGGCUAAGCAGUGA